AUGUCUCGCCUCUUUAGCACAUCUGCUCGGGCUUUUCUCGAAUGGGCCGGGUUCGAUAGGUACAAACUAUCUCCAAAGUGGCGGUCUGCCGUGGAGAGAUUCACAGGCCCAGGCGGGGGUGCUGAAGCGAGACUUGGCAAGCUGAGGAGAGUCGACAUCAAACAUCGAGAUGACAAUCCCGUACACCAAUCUCAUUUCAAUCGUGACGAUAAAGAAUGGGUUAUCAGCGCAGAGAUCUCCGGCGAGAAUGGCAGAAAGGUUUGCCAUAUAUAUGAUGAUGGCAGUGGCACAACUAAGAAAGGAGAAGAGAGGCGUUAA
This is a messenger RNA of Aspergillus nomiae NRRL 13137, 318 nucleotides long. RefSeq lists its product as uncharacterized. The transcript is spliced from 3 exons. Bases 1 to 318 code for a protein of 105 amino acids. NCBI's taxonomy places the organism in Eukaryota, Fungi, Ascomycota, Eurotiomycetes, Eurotiales, Aspergillaceae. The record is from RefSeq and is a predicted model, not a curated record.